AGCGGCUUCCCCAGUUUCCGACGGACAAAUCGCAGACUCGAAUCGGUUUUUCGGUGCGAUAUGUGCGGUCGUCACUAGGAAAAAACACUAAAAUCGACACCUUGUCAGUGAUUUACCGGUGUGUUUCAGCUAGUUUUUGGAUAUAUUAAUCAUACCGCAGCGCUUUUUUUCGGGAUAGUUACCUGCUUCCGCGCAGCCGUCCCGUUAUAGACGCGCGCGCAUCGCCGCCAUGUCGUUUGCUCGCCGCGCCAUCUUGUUCGCGCUGUGCGCAGUUCUAAGUUCCGCCCGCGCAGAAGACGACACUUCCGGUCCGGUGUUCCUUAAGGAGCCGCCCAAUCGCGUCGAUUUCUCCAACACCACCGGCGCCGUGGUGGAGUGUAGUGCCGUGGGCAACCCUCCACCGGAUAUCAUUUGGGUUCGAUCUGAUGGUACUGCCGUUGGUGACGUCCCAGGACUUCGACAAGUUCUCGCCAAUGGAAACCUAGUAUUUCCACCUUUCAGAGCCGAGGAUUACCGUCAAGAAGUCCACGCUCAAGUCUACGCCUGCUUGGCCAAAAACAGCGUGGGAUCCAUCAAUUCACGUGACGUCAACGUCAGAGCAGUCGUGAAUCAAUUCUACGAGACCAGAGUUACUGACGAAUUUGUCCUGAAAGGCAACACCGGGAUCUUAAAGUGCGUAGUACCAAGUUUCGUGACUGAUUUCGUUGUGAUUGAAGCUUGGGUAGCUGACGACGGUAGUGCCACAUACAUCUACAACCCCAAAGAAAAGGGUGUCAAUUUCGAUAGCAAGUACCUUGUACUACCCUCUGGCGAACUUCACAUUCGCGACGUUGGACCUGAGGAUGGGUACAAAUCGUACCAAUGCAGAACAAAACACAGGCUCACUGGGGAGACCAGAUUGAGUGCUACCAAGGGCAGAUUGGUCAUUACCGAACCCACCAAUAACGUCCCACCUAAAAAAGACGGCAAAAAGUUUGAAGGAUGGGAAAUUUUGUUAGUACCACAAAGCGGUACUGCCUGGUUAACCUGUCAAGUAACAGCUUUCCCAGCACCACGAUACUCGUGGUACAAGUUCAUCGAGGGUACUUCUAGAAAACAAGCUGUGGCGCUGGACGAUCGAGUGAAGCAAGUUGCCGGUACGCUGAUCAUUAGAGAAGCAAAGGUUGAUGAUUCGGGGAAGUACUUGUGCGUGGUGAAUAACUCUGUUGGAGGAGAGAGUGUGGAGACGGUACUCACAGUUACUGCACCAUUGAAAGCGAGUAUCGAGCCGAAAGUACAGACUGUAGAUUUUGGAAGGCCCGCUGUGUUUACCUGCAAAUUGGAAGGUAAUCCAAUCAAGACCAUCUCCUGGAUGAAAGACGGCAACAAGAUCGACCAUACCGACGCAGUGCUCAAAAUCGACGCCGUACGAAAAGAAGACAAGGGCAUGUACCAGUGUUUCAUACGCAACGACCAGGAAAGUGCCGAGGCCACAGCCGAAUUGAAGCUUGGCGGCAGAUUCGAACCGCCCCAAAUCCGCCACGCCUUCAACGAGGAAACCGUGCAGCCGGGAAACUCCGUUUUCCUCAAGUGUAUCGCCAGUGGAAACCCCACUCCGGAAAUUAGCUGGGAAUUGUACGGGAGGAGAUUGUCCAACAGUGAAAGAUACCAGAUUGGGCAAUACGUCACUGUCAAUGGCGACGUAGUAUCGCACUUGAACGUCACCGGAAUUCACACCAACGACGGGGGAUUGUACCGAUGCGUGGCCAGUUCGAAAGUGGGCAGCGCAGACCAUUCUGCGCGCAUCAACGUCUACGGGCUACCGUUUGUCAGAUCUAUGGAAAAACAGUCUAUCGUAGCUGGGGGAACUUUGAUAGUCCAUUGUCCUUUUGCUGGACAUCCGGUGGAGACAGUAGUCUGGGAAAGAGAUGGUAGACAACUGCCGAUCAACAGAAAACAGAAGGUGUUCCCUAAUGGUACCCUGAUCAUCGAAAAUGUGGAAAGGGCAUCAGACCAAGCCACCUACGUCUGCGUAACUAAGAAUUCUCAAGGAUACAACGCAAGAGGAUCUUUAGAAGUUCAAGUCAUGGUUCUACCCAAAAUUCACCCCUUCAGUUUCGGUGAUGAACCCUCACCAGCUGGUGAAACUAUAUCUGUCCAAUGCACCAUUUCCAUUGGUGAUUUACCCGUUGAAUUUUCCUGGAUGUUCAAUGGAAAACCAAUCAAUCACGAGGAUAGCAUUAGUAUUGCAUCAUUUGGAAAGAAAGUCUCUGUGCUGAAUAUAGACAGCAUCAGUGAAUUACACGCUGGAAACUAUACUUGUAUAGCUGCAAAUAAAGCUGGGAUGGCAAGCUAUACUGCCCAGCUUGUUGUUAAGGUGCCACCAAGGUGGAUCUUGGAACCUACCGAUAAGGCUUUUGCCCAAGGUUCAGACGCCGCAGUUGAAUGUAAAGCCGAUGGUUUCCCCAAGCCUGUUGUAACUUGGAAAAGGGCCACAGGGGUAUCACCUGGCGAUUACAAAGAUUUUAAACCAAAUAAUCCUGACGUAAGAGUUGACGAAGGAACUUUGACCAUUAAUAAUAUACAAAAGACAAAUGAAGGGUACUAUCUAUGCGAAGCAGUCAAUGGUAUUGGCUCUGGAUUAAGUGCAGUAGUGUUCAUCAGUGUUCAAGCUCCUCCACAUUUUGAGGUAAAGUUCCGUAAUCAGACCUCAAGACGUGGUGAUCCUGCCGUACUCCAAUGCGAAGCCAAGGGUGAAAAACCUAUUGGUAUUUUGUGGAAGAUUAAUAACAAACGACUUGAACCCAAAGGAGAUAAUCGUUACACAAUUCGUGAGGAGAUUUUACCAACUGGUGUUCUAUCCGAUUUAAGUAUUAAACGAACAGAAAGAUCCGACUCAGCGAUAUUCACCUGCGAAGCCACCAACGCUUUUGGAAACGACGAAACAAACAUCAACAUGAUCGUGCAAGAAGUACCCGAAGUACCUUACGGCUUGAAAGUCCUGGACAAGUCUGGAAAAACCGUUCAACUUUCUUGGGUAGCUCCUUAUGACGGCAAUUCACCAAUCAAGAAGUACUUAAUCGAGUACAAACCAAGCAAAGGCAGUUGGGAGAAGAAUUCUGAGCGAGUUUUGAUUCCCGGGGAACAGACUGAAGCUGGAAUCUUUACUUUGAGACCUGCGACGACAUAUCAUAUCCGUAUUAUAGCUGAAAACGAGAUUGGAUCAUCUGAUCCAUCAGAUACUGUAACUAUUAUCACAGCUGAAGAAGUCCCAGGAGGUCCACCAACUGAUAUCAGGGUUGAAGCUGAAGACCAACAUACUUUGAUCGUUUACUGGAAACCUCCAAUCAGGGAUCAUUGGAACGGUGAUAUCCAGGGGUAUUACGUAGGAUAUAAGCUAGCCAAUACUGACAAGCCUUACUUGUUUGAGACUGUCGAGUUUCCCAGAGAGGAAGAAGGAAAAGAACAUCUCCUAAAAAUUUCUAACCUGAAAACGUACACUCAGUAUUCAGUAGUAGUUCAGGCUUUCAACAAGGUUGGUGCUGGACCAACAUCAGAAGAAUUCAAGGCUAAUACUGCCGAAGGUGUACCUGAGCAACCUCCAGACAAGGCUACGUGCACCACUCUUACUGCUCAGACUAUCAGAGUUUCAUGGGUGUCACCUCCUCUCACCUCUGCUAAUGGUGUUAUUAAAGGAUACAAAGUUAUUUAUGGACCUUCUGAUACUUGGUUUGACGAGAAUACUAAAGAUACCAAAAUUACUGCAUCAAGUGAAACUAUUUUACAUGGUUUAAAGAAAUAUACUAACUACAGUAUGGAAGUACUAUCAUACACGUCUGGAGGAGAUGGCGUCAGAACUACCCCAAUUGCCUGUCAAACUGAACAAGAUGUUCCUGAAUCUCCUACAGCUGUGAAAGCUCUGGUAAUGUCUGCCGACGCUAUUUUGGUUAGCUGGAAGCCUCCAACUGAGCCUAACGGUAUCAUCGAAUACUACAUGGUGUACUACAAAGUUGCUACAGAUUCGGACGAGAAGCUGAUCAAGUCGCAGAAGAUUGUGCCUAACCUUAGGAACCAGAAUUUGAGCUUCCAGGCCAAGAAUUUAGACAGUAAUUUGAAGUACGAGUUCUGGGUGACGGCUGCUACAACUAUUGGAGAAGGACAACCCUCUAAGAAAGUUACUGUAUCGCCUAGCACAAGUGUUCCUGCCAAGACCGCUUCCUUUGAUGACACUUUUACGACAACUUACAAAGAAGACGUCACUUUACCAUGCCUAGCUGUAGGUGUUCCUCCUCCAGUUAUCACUUGGAGUAUCAAAGGUGUGAAAUUUAAUCCUAAUACCAACGACAGAGUACGCCAGCAACCAGAUGGUUCAUUAUUUAUACGAGAUGUGACUAGAACGGAUGCUGGAGAGUACUCUUGCAAAGUGGAGAACGAUUUUGGUCAGGAUUCUGUAACGCAUCAGCUUAUUGUUAAUGCACCACCAAGAGCACCACAGGUUACUCUUACAUCAACGACCACAAAUUCCUUAACCAUAAAAAUCAAGCCUCACGAAUCUGAUGGUGAACAAGUUCACGGAUACACCAUCCAUUACAAGCCCGAAUUUGGUGAAUGGGAAACAGUACAAGUUGGCCCAGCCACCGACAAAUAUACUCUGGAAAAACUACUCUGUGGUACCAGAUAUCAAUUAUACGUCACUGCUUACAAUAGCAUUGGAACUGGGGAUCAAUCGGACAAUUUGAAUCCUAAAACUAGGGGUGAAAAGCCAGUGAUACCUAGUGCUGAUAAGUUUAUUGAAGUGUCUUCUAACAGCAUAACUUUGCAUCUCAAUGCUUGGUCUGAUGGGGGAUGUCCUAUGCUGUACUUCGUUAUCGAGCACAAAAAGAAAGUGAACACUGAAUGGAUUCAGGUAUCCAACAACGUCAAACCAGGUUUGAACUUCGUACUUUUAGACUUGGAUCCUGCCGUUUGGUACCACUUAAGAGUAACGGCCCACAACAAUGCCGGUUUUAACGUUGCCGAGUACGAGUUUGCCACCCUUACAGUCACUGGCGGUACUAUUGCCCCGGCCCGCGAAAUACCUAAAGAGGACACCAUCCAAAUAAUCCUCGCCAACCUAAACCUAGUAGUACCCGUAGUGGCCGCGGCCCUCAUCAUUGUCGUGGCCGUAGUCGUGAUUUGCGUGUUGCGCGGCAAGGGAACCUAUAACAAAGAUGACGUUGUUUACAACCAAUCGUGCAACGCAGCGUCAACCUUAGACAAACGCCGACCUGACUUAAGGGAUGAACUAGGCUACAUUGCACCACCAAACAGAAAACUACCCCCUGUACCGGGUUCGAACUACAACACUUGCGACAGGAUCAAAAGAGGUACCGUCUUAAGGGCUCAUUAUCGUUCUCAUUCCACGUGGGACCCUCGCCAACGCCACUUGUACGAAGAGCUGAGGAGCAGGAGGGGCUCGAACGACACCAUUCACACCCACAGAGGUAUGGACGAUGAGAUCUGCCCGUACGCAACUUUCCAUCUUUUGGGCUUCCGCGAAGAAAUGGAUCCCAGUAAGGCGAUGCAGUUCCAGACCUUCCCCCACCCCCAUGCUGGUACUAUGGGACCCUCCGGAAUGAACACGCCUCACCAAAUGCACUCACGUAACGGUUCCCAAUCGAUGCCCAGGCAGAACCGAAGAUAUGAUAGGGUUGGCUCACAAGGCAACGGCAGCAUCUACUCCCCUGGCCCCGAGUACGACGAUCCGGCCAACUGCGCCCCCGAGGACGAGCAGUACGGCUCGCAGUACGGCGGCUACGGCGCCCCCUACGACCAGUACGGCAGCCGCGGCUCCAUCGGUCGCCGCUCCUUAGGCAAGUACCGUAGUAGAUACCCCUGUAGAGACUGUGUAGUACCGGAAGGCACACCGGCGUCAACGCCCGCUUUUCACGCAGGUUCGCUGAGAAUACAGCCGACGAGCAGCUCGCCGGAACCGCCGCCGCCGCCGCCGAGGAACCACGACCCCUCCUUCAACGAUUCGAAGGACUCGAACGAGAUUUCGGAGGCUGAGUGCGACAGGGAUCAGCUGAUUAACAGUAGGACCUACGGAGUAAUGAGAGGUAACGCGAAGGAUGGCAUGACCCACGAGGAAAUGAGAAAACUGAUUGAGAGAAACGAAACAGGGCAAACCGCAACAGCAAACGGGGGACUCACAGCCUACGAUACUGUGGCAGUGUAAUCUGUAAACUGUCACAGCCAUCUCUGACUCAACUGUAAACUCGGAAGUUUAGCAGCCACAUUCAUACAGAGAACAAGAGGAAAACAGCGUAUUUUUUCUUACUUAUUUCUUAAACUUUUUGCAAUGCUCAGAUGUAUUUUUAUUCCCGAAACAGUAGGAUGCUUCUUAUAUAUUUAUAUGUAAGCAUCUUGUGGUUGCUAAUCGUCUAAUUUUUGCGGUAAAUAUUCACAAAACUUUAAAAUAAUGAAAUACAUAACAUGUCAAAGUA
This is a messenger RNA of Sitophilus oryzae (rice weevil), 6464 nucleotides long. RefSeq names its product Down syndrome cell adhesion molecule-like protein Dscam2 (gene Dscam1). The transcript has 30 exons. The record is from RefSeq and is a predicted model, not a curated record. The coding region runs from base 230 to 6196 and encodes 1988 amino acids. Gene Ontology annotation, biological process: dendrite self-avoidance; axon guidance; homophilic cell-cell adhesion. Gene Ontology annotation, molecular function: cell-cell adhesion mediator activity. NCBI's taxonomy places the organism in Eukaryota, Metazoa, Arthropoda, Insecta, Coleoptera, Curculionidae. Gene Ontology annotation, cellular component: plasma membrane; axon.